AUUUCUCUUAGCCAACUCCUUACCUCACCACUCUUCUCUCUCACUCGCGCACUGCAAGGUUAUCGCUCUCUGUACUAAAGGUAUUACCAAUUCGUGCUCUCCGCCAUUCACACCACUGGCCCGUUCACCUGGGUGCAAAGGCUUAGCGUAGCCUUUGCUGGCCUCUCACUGGCUUUGCCGAUUGCCUGAAUCGGGUACCUGCAGCAGAUGGGCGAUAACAGCCUCGACGACGACCACGAUAUGGCUGCCGCCUCCAAGGUCGAAAGCGCGCCUGGCGAGGCAACGCCCAGCUCCAUCGAAUCGACUCCCGAGGCAGAGGCUGGCCCCGAACCACCCCAGGAACCCGCUCAACCCCAGAAGCGCAAAGGUGGUCGCAAGCCCAUAUAUGCCACGUCGGAAGAGCGGAAGCAGCGUAACCGACAAGCUCAAGCUGCAUUUCGCGAACGCCGCACCGAGUACAUCAAGCAGCUCGAAGCAACCAUCAAGGCCAAUGAGGAGAACCUGGGUGGGCUGCAGCAGCAGCAUCGUCAAGCCGCCGAUGAGUGCCUAAUGCUAAGGUACAAGAAUUCCCUGCUGGAGAGGAUUCUCUUAGAGAAAGGCAUCGAUGUUCAGGCCGAACUUCAGAUGAAGACUGGAAGUCCAGUGCUUGGUCCCGGGUUCAUGCAUGGUGCUACGACCUUACCUCAACAGCCUCCGUUGCAGCGCACGACGCUACAGCGAGCGCAAGCCCGGCGCUCUGGGCAGAACUUCUUGCCAAAGCUUGCGCCUGGCCAAGCCAGUGCGGAUAUGGGCUUCUCAACAGCCUCACCUAUGGCUCAUCCGACGCCUUCAUCACACGCUUCCUCGCCAAGUCAGCUAUCUACAAGAUCACCAGCUCUUCAACAAGGUGCCAUGACUUCGCCUGCCUCUGCGGGUCUUGCUCAGCCGCAGGGCCAAACGUUCCAGAACUUUACUCGCUCAUCGCAGCAACCUAAUCAUGCAUUCUAUCAAGCCCAGCAGCAGCCCGCUGCCGCGCAACAUCGACGGCAUAGACCAACCCCAUCGUCAACAUAUCCAAGUAGCGCAAGUGGAAUUUCGAACGUGUCAAAUGGCAGUCAGGCACUGCCACAUCCUGGCAGUUCUGGGGGAAGUGCACCACCUUCCGCGAGUGCCUUUUAUCCAAGUCCAUUUCAAAAGCAUUUUGAGCAGCUUGAUCAGGAGUACGACUCUCACGCAGCGCGCUCCGGGUUCGAGGAACCUGAGGACGACUCGCAUACAAGUGCCAUUCGGUCACCGGAGGAUCUGUCAGGACAGUAUUCCAACCAAUUCGAUCAACAAGCGGCACAGCAGCAUGGCGAAUACUAUCAGUCAGCGCACGCGAUACCUGGACACGCACACAUUGCCAAUCAGUCACAGUACGAGCAGCCCCAAAUGGUGCCACCCACGAGCCACCCGGGGACCGGCGACUACGUUGAUCCAAACGAUCCGAUGCUCGACGCGGAUCCUUUCGGCUUGAGCGCUUCUAUGCAUUAUCCUCAGUCAUAUGCCGGCCCACAAUAUCACGAUCAGCGGUAAUCAUCAACGACUUCUACUUGUCCGGCGUUUAGGAAAAGGUAAUCAAAAUAUAAAGGCACUCAUGAGCAAUUGAAAAGCUCCGCAAUAGCUCUGCGGGCUACGAAUGACACGGAAGGAAAUGACCAAAAGUACAGUUGCAGCAUUGAUUGGAGAGGAAACGCAUAGCGAAGGUGUUUUAAGCCCAUCAUUGUUUGAAGCACUUGAAAGAAUCUGAGUUUUACAGCUACGAACGUUGGAUGUCGCAGGCAACAGUUGGAGCUUCAACUUCCAGGAGACCAAGGAGGGUCAAUUUGCACAUAUUCACUAUGCUCCGAGGUGCGGGGAUGGACAGCCAUUGUUUGAAUCGGUAGAUGUGUAAUAACAUCUAUUAUAUUCCAGAACUGAGCAGCACCUUUUCUGAACUCGGCGUGAAACUUGUGACUCUG
Messenger RNA from Cercospora beticola, 1979 nucleotides. Its product is annotated as bZIP transcription factor. Gene Ontology annotation, biological process: regulation of DNA-templated transcription. Lineage: Eukaryota; Fungi; Ascomycota; Dothideomycetes; Mycosphaerellales; Mycosphaerellaceae. The record is from RefSeq and is a predicted model, not a curated record. Gene Ontology annotation, cellular component: RNA polymerase II transcription regulator complex. Gene Ontology annotation, molecular function: DNA-binding transcription activator activity, RNA polymerase II-specific; transcription cis-regulatory region binding.